This is a messenger RNA of Vicia faba (fava bean), 996 nucleotides long. Lineage: Eukaryota; Viridiplantae; Streptophyta; Magnoliopsida; Fabales; Fabaceae. The record is from the annotation of a GenBank genome assembly.
AUGUCGAUGAAUAGACGUUUGGAAUUCGGGAGGCCUGUGUCAAGUAAAAGAAGAUUGAAGGAUUUAUUGGUUCAAAAAGAUAAUCGUUUUUGUGCUGAUUGUGGCUCUCCGGAUCCUAAAUGGGCGUCAGCCAAUAUCGGAGUUUUUGUAUGCUUAAAAUGUUGUGGUGUGCACAGAAGUCUUGGUACUCAUAUAUCAAGGAUUUUGUCUGUGACAUUGGAUGAAUGGUCGGGUGAUGAAAUAGAUGCAAUGAUGGAAGUUGGAGGAAAUGCUUCUGCAAAUUCGAUCUAUGAGGCUUAUAUUCCGGAAGGAUACACAAAGCCUGGACCCGAUGCCAGUCAUGAGGGACGUGAAAAAUUCAUCAGGGCAAAGUAUGAGCGUCAAGAAUUUUUGAAACAUAGUCUGCGCAUUGUAUCAAACAAAAGCAAAAGCAAUCGUCAAUCAAGUUUCGCCAAAAAGAUUAUGGAUAGCUUUCGAACUACUAGUGGUUCAAAGAAUAUGGAAGGAAUGGUAGAAUUCAUUGGAAUGUUGAAAGUGAAAGUGGUCAAAGGCACAAAUUUAGCAAUCAGAGAUAUGAUGACAAGUGAUCCGUACGUUGUUUUAAAGCUUGGCCAACAGACUGUUCAGACAGCCAUAAUAAAGAGUAAUUUGAAUCCAGUCUGGAAUGAGGAACUUAUGUUAUCUGUUCCUGAGCAAUAUGGAACGAUAAGUUUGAAGGUAUUUGAUCAUGACUUGUUUUCGGCGGAUGAUAUAAUGGGAGAAGCAGAGAUUGAUCUUCAACCACUGAUAACAUCUGCAAUGGCAUUUGGAGAUGCUGGAAUGUUUGAUGAUAUGCAAAUAGGAAAAUGGCUGAAAUCAAAUGACAAUGCACUUGUAGAAGAUAGCAUAGUCAAUAUCAUUGAUGGUAAGGUUAAACAAGAUAUGUUAAUCAAGCUUCAGAAUGUUGAAUGUGGAGAAUUAAACUUAGAACUUGAGUGGUUAUCUCUUAAUCAUUAG